AUGAAUCCUACACACAUUGCUGCCAAUAACACCUCGAGUGUUUGUAUCUCGACGAUCGUGGAGGACGCAGGGUCUAAAAAUCAUACACUUGGGCACUCUCACAGGGCUAAAACCCAUCGUCGUUUUUUAUCCUGGAGUAACUCUACAGAAACCCCCUCGGCCUUGAUCAUCAACAACAUCCCUUCGCGAACAAGAGCCGCUACCAGAUCCGAAUCACAGAAUGAUAAAAGCUUCUCUAACAUCAACUCCGCAUUCACUUAUGGCUCAGAUACAAAUUCUGCAUUGGCUGCCUCCAAACAGCUGCAUUCGUCAUCUACUACUCACCCCGAUAUGCUCACUACUGCUCAUCCUGAUUCUACGAGUGUGGUCGCUUAUCACUCAAAGUUUGCAUUUCCUACUGGCUUUCUCAAAUACGCUCCAGCUAACACAACAGACUCUGGCCAAAAAAUAUCACUAACAUCUCCACACACUUGUUCGUCACGUAGUGUGAGUGGUUCGAGCACGUCCACUUAUGACAGCACUCCUUCCGUGACCUACCUUCGGAGCAUAUCUGUUCCUCAUGGCAUCAGCUCAAAAUCCUAUCACAAUAAAACUAGCACUUUUGUCGACACCUCUACCUCAGACCCAUGCAGAUUUAAACCCCCUAUUUUUAAUUCACCUUUGGAAACCCAAUCUACUUUACGGUCGGCUCACAGUCCUACAAAAUGGUACAUUCUUGAAGAAUCAAGUGGGAUUGAUCUGGAUGCUGCUGCAUUAGUGUGGAAAGGAAGCAUGGAACUGCUUGAAUUUGGACAUAGACGAUUUAAAAUCGAUGUGGCUUCUUUGCCUACUUAUGAAGUGAAGCGACAGGAAGUCAUUCACGAACUAAUCGAAACAGAGAUGAAUUACGUACAAGAUCUAAGCGUCUUGGUCGAGAUUUUUUUGAAAAAUUUGCGUCAAAUGAAUAUUCUUCCCGAGGAUGGAUUGCGAACCAUAUUUUCCAACACUGAACAACUUAUAUUACUUCACCAGGACUUUUUAAAUCAACUAUGCAAUCGGCGUAUUCGCGACUCUGGCGUGGUUCAAGACAUUGGCGAUCUAUUUAUUCGCAUAUACUGUUUAAUGCGUCCAGAGUGUCAGGGAAUGAACCUAGCAUCAUUCUUACUUAAACCUAUUCAACGAAUAUGCAAAUAUCCUCUACUUUUACGGGAAAUUAAAAAAAAUACACCAGAUGAUCAUACAGAUCGCGAUGGUUUAGACAAGGCCAUUUUUCAAAUAACAGGCGUAGUAGAUUUUGUGAAUGAAAAACGAAGAAAGGUUGAACAAGAGCAGAUCAUGAAGCUAACACUAAGUCGCCUUGAAUUCAAUGAUGUGUGGAUUUUACCUACAUUUUCUGAGCGGCGGGUAAUUUGUGAAGGCAUGCUUACAAAAUCAUCAAGUAAACCACUUAAAAUGCGUCCAUCUCUGCGGUUCUGCGUACUUUUUCGUGACUGCUUUGUUGUUGCAAAGCCAUCUCGAUUUUCUGGCGGGAAAUCACAAGUGAGUUCCAUCCACUCAAUAUGGUCUCUAUCCAUCACCAACAUCUCAGACACAGAAAAGUCCAAAAAUGAGUUUAAAAUCUCUAUCAAUAACAAGAAGCAUCAAACGUAUAUCGCAAGCUCUAUAAAGGAAAAACGUAUAUGGAUGGAUGGGUUUCAUCUGGCUUUAGAUGCCUCAUUCAAAGCAGUCUCUCUGGCAGAUAUGAAUGUUAUGACGGAUCAUCUAGCUACUUCCUCCAUGAGUACUGCUUCAGAACUAUUUAAGGAUGACAUGAAACUGCAGAAUAUUGCCAUGUCCGAGAAUAACGUGUCUAGUUCAUCAAAUAGCAUAUAUCAUCAAAAAAAUAUACUGCAUAAUACGAAUCAGUCAAACGAAAGUGACGAAGAUGACUUGAGUUUUCUAGAGCAAGACACUCCAGUGCAAACUCCCUUUAAAAAAGAUGAGCUAGCCAACGCAUUACUUUAUCCGCCAUUAAAGUCAAUAGCUACAGAUAAUUUCAUAAAACCCGAGUCGGCACUUGCUCAAGAUUCCACAAAAAGUUGGCCGGCCCAACCCAAUCAGUCGAGUCCAUCGCCAAGUGCUGCUGCACAAACUAAAAACAUCAAUCGUGUUACUGAACCCAAGUUGCGCUGCUUAGAUGAAACAAAAUCAUCCAACACAUCUACUUUAUCCAUGCCUCAAGCUAGCCAUUAUCACAUAUCUGCAGAACAUAGAUUAAUUGAAUUGAACAUUUUACAAAAAACAGACGUAUCCAAGCAUCAGCCAGUAACAGAUGCAAAUUGCUUGGUUCCUCAUCCACCCAAUACACCUAUUCCGCGUGUUCAAUCGAUUGAAAAUAUAAAGAAUCAUAUUAUGCCUGCAAAAAUGUCAUCACCUAGAUCAGCUCGACAUAUAAAACCAAUGUCACAGAGUCAAUCCACAUGCUCACUGUUACUACUAGAACCAAGUAUACCUCGUACUCGCUCGGAUAUAGCAUUGCCUGGACUUGAAUGUGCUACAAGUAUAUCAAUCCAAAAUGAGAAAGUUGAUGCUGACAACGGUCUAGUUUGCGAUCAUCGACAAUGUGUCAAACCGCUUUGUGAUAUACUUCAAAAUUCAGACAAAUUACUGAUGAAAAACACAGUCAAAUAA
Batrachochytrium dendrobatidis JAM81 is the source of this 2649-nucleotide messenger RNA. RefSeq lists its product as uncharacterized. The record is from RefSeq and is a predicted model, not a curated record. Gene Ontology annotation, molecular function: guanyl-nucleotide exchange factor activity. The coding region runs from base 1 to 2649 and encodes 882 amino acids. The transcript is spliced from 7 exons. Gene Ontology annotation, biological process: positive regulation of Rho protein signal transduction; intracellular signal transduction. NCBI's taxonomy places the organism in Eukaryota, Fungi, Chytridiomycota, Chytridiomycetes, Rhizophydiales.